This is a messenger RNA of Rubroshorea leprosula, 992 nucleotides long. The record is from the annotation of a GenBank genome assembly. Lineage: Eukaryota; Viridiplantae; Streptophyta; Magnoliopsida; Malvales; Dipterocarpaceae.
AGGGGUUUAGAAACUCCACCGUCUGGCGAAAUCUUGGCGGAGCCGUUCUUCCUCAACAGACGAAAUGUCGGAAUUGCAUAACAUCAUCGACCAAACAAACUCGAGCACUCAAGAAACCACAGUUCCCGACAACUCAGAACACCAGCAACAGGAACCCGUACGAGAAAACGAAGAUGAUGGAGAACACGAGUUACAUAAGCUUCUGCUCCCCGAUGUUCAUCACCUCCCUUUCACACCUCCGUCUGCUGUCGAAUCAAACUUCGUCUCCUACUUCGCUCCAGAUUUUAUGAAGCCGGGACACGAUCAGUACGUUUACCGCCACGCCAAUGGAUUAUGUGUGAUUGGCUUGGCUUCUACACAUGUAGCGUUUAAGGAUAAAGGUGGAAUCACAGCCGUUGAUUUCAAUGUUGGCAAGUCUGAUCGGAGUGGGAUUAAGGUCACCGGAAAGCGGAAGAAGAAUGCACAGCAUUUUGAGUCCAAUACAGCUUUGUGUAAAGUUUGCACUAGUGAUGCUUCUUACAUUGUGAGGUGUUGUGUUAAAGGCUCUCUGUUGGAAGUUAAUGAUAGAUUGGUGAAACAGCCAGAGCUGCUCAAUUCAUCGGCAGAGAGAGAAGGAUACAUAGCCAUCAUUAUGCCAAAACCAGCAGACUGGCUAAAGGUUAAGGCUUCCUUACUAGGGCUUGAAGAAUACAAGAAAUUAAGAUCACUGUGCUGACCUAUCCCUAGAAAUGGUUGUUACUGAAACUCAAGAAAACGAGAAAUAUCCAGUAAAUUCAGCUCCAUAACCAAAUCUGCACAGAAGGGAACCCUUUCGCCAUCAGCAAUUGAUACACAGCAUUUUUCCAGGUUCAGGUCGUUACCGUGGUUGACAAUUGACAAGGCUGAUAACUUGAUGUUUUGUUUGACUUCUAUCAAUCACAAUGUGAAAGAGAUGAACUGUAAAACAGCACUUCUGUAUUCUUUUCAAUAAUAAUUAAAUUAGAUUUUACAUU